GUCACUUAUUACAAUCUUACGCCGCGUAAUCUGAAAUUUCUUCAACACUAAACAAUGGCGGGAGGUAACAAUGGAACAAGGCGCCAAAGGCCGAACAUACUGAUCACAGGAACUCCCGGUACCGGUAAAUCAACGACUGCUUCUGCUCUAGCCGAAGCCACGAACUUCAAGCAUAUCUGCGUCGGUGACCUCGUCAAAGAGAAAAACUUGCACGACGGCUGGGACGAUCAGUUUGAGUCUUACAUCAUCAACGAAGACCUCGUGUGUGAUGAGCUGGAAGAUAUAAUGGUAGGAGGAGGGAACAUUGUGGACUACCAUGGCUGUGACUUUUUUCCUGAGCGUUGGUUUGAUGCUGUUGUGGUGCUUCAGACUGAGAACUCUGUCUUGUAUGACCGUUUAACCAGGAGGGGUUACUCUGGAACCAAGCUUAGUAACAACAUUGAGUGCGAGAUUUUCCAAGUCAUGCUUGAAGAAGCAAAUGAUAGUUACAAAGAGGAGAUUGUCGUUGCGCUACAGAGUAACACCCUCCAAGAUAUCGAUAACAAUGUCGCAAGGUUGAAGGAACGGAUUGAAUCGUGGAGGCCCUGAGAGUAAUCAAUUAUCAUAUAACAAUAUGCAUAUUUUAUAGCUAUAAAGUUUUUUUUUUUUUUUUAAUGGAUUCUUCAUUGAUCUUUGUUUACAAUUUAUAAGCACAAUUCAGCUUGUUGCAAGACCAGCUUAUGUAUGUGUUCCUUUUGAUAAUUCAUAACAUAAAGUUUUUCGUC
Molecule: messenger RNA, 764 nt
Organism: Eruca vesicaria subsp. sativa (arugula)
Lineage: Eukaryota; Viridiplantae; Streptophyta; Magnoliopsida; Brassicales; Brassicaceae
Source: the annotation of a GenBank genome assembly